AUGGCUGACAAAACUCAAGCAAGCCUUCUCCUUGCAAAACAACUCAAAGAUCUUUCGAGAAAUCCAGUUGAUGGAUUCUCUGCCGGGUUAGUUAAUGAUGAUAAUAUGUUUGAAUGGAGUCUCAAGAUUAUUGGACCUUCCGGUACUUAUGAUGGAGGAUUCUUUGAUGCUAUCAUGACGUUUCCUGCCAAUUAUCCCAACAGCCCUCCAACAGUAAAGUUUGUGUCAGAUAUGUGGCAUCCGAAUGUUUAUUACCCCGAUGGAAAAGUCUGCAUAUCGAUUCUUCAUGAUCCAGGAGAAGACCCGAAUGGUUAUGAGCUUUCGAGUGAGAGAUGGAUGCCUAUUCAUACGGUGGAAAGCAUAGUUUUGAGUAUUAUAUCGUUGCUUUCGAGUCCGAAUGACGGGUCUCCUGCAAACGUUGAGGCUGCGAUAGAAUGGAGGUCUAAAAGAGGUGAUUUUAUAAAGAGAGUAAAACGCAUUGUGAGACAAUCACAAGAAGGCUGA
Messenger RNA from Papaver somniferum (opium poppy), 504 nucleotides. Its product is annotated as ubiquitin-conjugating enzyme E2 7-like. The transcript has a single exon. The record is from RefSeq and is a predicted model, not a curated record. NCBI's taxonomy places the organism in Eukaryota, Viridiplantae, Streptophyta, Magnoliopsida, Ranunculales, Papaveraceae. Gene Ontology annotation, molecular function: ubiquitin conjugating enzyme activity. The coding region runs from base 1 to 504 and encodes 167 amino acids. Gene Ontology annotation, biological process: ubiquitin-dependent protein catabolic process; protein polyubiquitination.